AUGUCUUACCCUGCCGUUCUAGUCCCAGCUGGGGGUACACCAGUGGACCACCUUUCUAUACCAAGACGACCGACACACAACCCACAUGAGAUGGCAUUUCUAGGCCAAGAGCUUACAUUCGAUGGCGGGUCCUUUAUCGGAUACCCAUCUCGCAAAGGCUGGGCAGAGAAAGAUGUCUAUGAAUCUGGUAGCUCUGGAAAAAGUCGGGAAGAGAUUGUGGGAUUCUUUCAAAUUUUGUUCUUCUGGGGACUUUUGGAAGACACCUUACGAAUUCGAAUCCAUGAGUCCAACCUCGCUAAGGAAAAUGCACUCGGUCAGCAAGUUAUCUCAACUCGAGACCUCCCUGGUCUCGUGCAAAGAUGGUACGACCGCGAGCAGUAUCUUUCAGUCAAGGCACAAACAAAGCAUGCAAAAAGGGUCAAUAAGAACCUUUGGCAUAUGUGUAAUAUUUUGAGUUGGUGGGACCUCUACGGAAUUCCCCCUUUCGACCAGUCGGACCUUUUGUAUCUUGUUAUGUUUGGAGAGUAUUUGCAAACAUCAUACAAGACUAGUUACGGCUUGUUUUAUGCAAGUAUGCUCGAACCGCCCAACUACAAACACCAUUCCCGUAAUACGGCAAUGCCUGCAUCCAUGGCUAGCGAAGACUCAAAUCAUACUCCGGUAACUUUUGGCCUGCAUAGCGACCUGCCGCCUAGUCACUCCAACUGUUCUGACUUUUCAUGUUCAGCACAUGAAAUAGACCUCGAAACAUAUAAAACAAGGCAUACACGUGCCGAUUGCACUUGUGCGCAAAUUGAGACAAAUGUCUCAAAGCUCUGCCAGAUCCUUGAUGGAGGCCAGGUUCCUGUCGUUUAUCUGAAUAGUGGUAUUCAUUUGGUACCAGCCAAGUCCGUUGACAGAUACGUUGCCAUUUCCCACGUAUGGUCAGAUGGACUUGGCAACCCCCACACCAAUGACUUACCGCAGUGUCAAUUUGAACGCAUUGCCUUCCUUGUCAAGAACCUUUAUCCUCGACUGAAUGGUAUUGGGAACACUGAUAUUAUAGGUGAUAUGGCGCUAUAA
Fusarium oxysporum Fo47 is the source of this 1062-nucleotide messenger RNA. RefSeq lists its product as uncharacterized. The coding region runs from base 1 to 1062 and encodes 353 amino acids. The record is from RefSeq and is a predicted model, not a curated record. The transcript is spliced from 2 exons. Lineage: Eukaryota; Fungi; Ascomycota; Sordariomycetes; Hypocreales; Nectriaceae.